Molecule: messenger RNA, 4737 nt
Organism: Carassius gibelio (silver crucian carp)
Lineage: Eukaryota; Metazoa; Chordata; Actinopteri; Cypriniformes; Cyprinidae
Product: pre-mRNA 3' end processing protein WDR33
Exons: 22
Coding region: 220-3507 (1095 amino acids)
Cellular component (GO): mRNA cleavage and polyadenylation specificity factor complex
Molecular function (GO): protein binding
Source: RefSeq, a predicted model, not a curated record
GAAGACGAAGAAGAAGAAGAAGAAGAAGAAAGCCUCGAGAUGGAGGCAGGGGGUUAAUUUAACUCGAAAAAUAGCGAAUUAACGCGGACUUUGGAGACAAUUGACAUUUCAUUUCCAUAAAGACAUUACAGUAGUUUCCACAAGGAAGAGUCGUGUGUUAAAUUUAGAUUAAUUGACUAAGUCAGCACUGGAUAUUUUGGGUGUCACAAAACUGUCACUAUGGCAACAGAUAUUGGCUCACCUCCCCGGUUCUUCCAUAUGCCUCGGUUCCAACACCAGGCACCUCGUCAGGUGUUCUACAAGAGGCCGGACUUUGCCCAGCAGCAGGCUAUGCAGCAGCUCACUUUCGAUGGCAAACGCAUGAGGAAAGCUGUGAACCGCAAGACCAUUGAUUAUAAUCCAUCUGUCAUCAGAUAUCUUGAGAAUCGAUUGUGGCAACGAGAUCAUCGUGAUUUCCGUGCUAUUCAACCUGAUGCAGGAUGCUACAAUGAUCUUGUUCCUCCAGUUGGUAUGCUUAAUAACCCUAUGAAUGCUGUUACAACAAAGUUUGUCAGAACCUCCACCAACAAAGUCAAAUGCCCUGUGUUUGUUGUGCGGUGGACUCCUGAAGGCAGACGACUUGUAACAGGUGCCUCCAGUGGGGAGUUUACUUUAUGGAAUGGGCUCACAUUUAACUUCGAAACAAUUCUGCAGGCGCAUGAUAGCCCUGUCAGGGCAAUGACUUGGUCUCACAAUGACAUGUGGAUGUUGACUGCUGACCAUGGAGGUUACGUGAAGUACUGGCAGUCCAACAUGAAUAAUGUCAAGAUGUUCCAGGCUCACAAGGAGGCGAUUAGAGAGGCCAGUUUCUCUCCUACGGAUAAUAAAUUUGCCACUUGCUCUGAUGAUGGAACUGUACGCAUCUGGGACUUUCUGCGCUGUCAUGAGGAAAGAAUUCUUAGAGGUCAUGGAGCAGAUGUGAAGUGUGUCGAUUGGCAUCCCACAAAGGGCUUGGUGGUGUCUGGCAGCAAAGACAGCCAGCAACCUAUCAAAUUUUGGGACCCAAAGACUGGACAAAGUCUGGCAACACUACAUGCACAUAAAAAUACAGUCAUGGAGGUGAAGUGGAACCUCAAUGGAAACUGGCUAUUGACGGCGUCACGUGACCAUUUAUGCAAACUGUUUGACAUUCGCAACCUCAAAGAGGAGCUGCAGGUUUUUAGAGGACAUAAGAAAGAAGCCACAGCUGUAGCUUGGCACCCAGUUCAUGAGGGCUUGUUUGCCAGUGGAGGCUCUGAUGGAUCAUUGCUAUUUUGGCAUGCAGGUGUGGAAAAAGAGGUGGGAGGAAUGGAGAUGGCUCAUGAAGGAAUGAUCUGGAGUUUAGCCUGGCAUCCACUGGGCCACAUCUUGUGUUCUGGGUCUAAUGAUCAUACCAGCAAAUUUUGGACAAGAAAUCGGCCAGGGGACAAGAUGCGGGACAGAUACAAUCUGAACUUGUUGCCUGGAAUGUCAGAGGAUGGAGUGGAGUAUGAUGACAUAGAGACCAGUAGUGUUGCAGCCAUUCCUGGCAUGGGGAUCCCAGAACAGCUGAAGGCUGCCAUGGAACAAGAACAAACAGGCAAAGAGAUGGCGGCAGAACCAGAGAUGAGCAUUCCAGGGCUAGACUGGGGAAUGGAAGAGGUCAUGCUGAAGGACCAAAAAAAGCCCCCGACUAAAAAGGUUCCUUAUGCAAAGCCAAUUCCAGCUCAGUUUCAGCAGGCCUGGGCAGAGAAUAAGGUUCCAGCGAUGCCUCCCGGAGAGGUUCUAAAAGAAAGGAAGGAUGAGAAGACAGUAGAUGGCAAAAAGAAGACGCAAGCAGAGAUUGAGCAGGAAAUGGCUGCCCUGCAGUAUACAAACCCAGUGUUGCUUGAGCAACUGAAGAUUGAGCGAAUGGCACAGUUGCAAGAGCAGGGAAUGCCUCCCCCUGCUGGACAGUCAGGGCCAAUGCCACCCUUUCCGGGGCAGGGUGGUCCGAUACCCCCACCGACACAAGGCUUUCCUCAGUCCAUGCCUCCACAACAGAUGCACCACAACGUGCCUCCAAUGGGACCAGGUGGAAUACCUGGUCCUUUCAUGCCACCAGGCCAGAUGGGUCCACCAGGACCUCCCAUGCAUCAGGGUCCCCCUCCUCAGGGCAUGAUGGGUCCAGACAUGCACAGACCUCCACGUCACUCAGGCGCUCACAGGAAUAUGGGACCCCAGGGUCCUCAUGGUAUGCAACCUGGCCCCAGAGGCAUGCAAGGACCUCCCCUAACAGGAAUGCCCCCAGGUUCUGGUGGACCUCCAGUUGGUAUGAUGGGACCACCACCACGAGGACAGGGGCCACCACAGGGAGGUAUGAUGCAUCAAGACAUGAGGGGACCUGUGCCUCAUGGAAACAUGAUGGGCCCUAAGGGACCCAUGCAAGGAAGUAUGAUGGGGCCUCCACCCAGGACUCAUGGUACCAUGCAGGGAAAUAUGCAUGGAAUGGGGCCUCCUCCAGGGGGUAUGCAUGGACCACCAAACAACAUGCAAGGGCCACCAGGAAACAUGCAGGGCCCUCCACCAUAUAUGCAAGGCAAACCACCACACAUGGGUGAUGGAAACCGUGGACAGUUCAACCAGGGACAUAAUCCUGGGCCUCAAUCAAUGAUGCAUGGAAUAGGACAGCAGGGUCCUAACGGGAAAGGAGAUGGUCCUCGAGGACCACCUAACCACCACAUGGGACCCCCAACAGAGCGACAAGAUCCUGGUCAGGGCUCAGAUGGGGGCCAGUACUGGGGUGAUGAUGGGGGUUAUCAAGAAGGCUGGAGAAGAGGUCCUGGGCAGGAAUACUCUGUAGGCCACAGAGGAAUCUCUGGUGGACCAUGGGAGGCCCAAGAAAGGUUUUCCUCGAAUGAUGGAGAGUACAUGGGACACAACAGAUAUGAUGGCUAUGAGGACUCUGAUGAGGAGUUUAACCAGAGGCAAAGACGGCCACCGCAUGGAGAUGACUCAUACCGGAGGGGUGGCCCGAGUGGCCGUGGUGAAAUGGGCGGCUACCAAGAUGAGUAUGGUGGAGAUGAGAGCUUUGAUUCUCAAGAAGACAUGGGCCAAGGUUGGGGUGGAAGAGGUAGACCACGUGGUGGACCGCCAAGAGGAGGUCAUGAGAGUUAUCAGGAUGGUCAGCGGCCAGAUCACAAUAUUCAUGACAGUCCUUCUCCAGCCAGUAGAGAGCGUUCCUCCUCUCUACAGGGCAUGGAUAUGGCCUCUCUGCCACCACGCAAACGGCCAUGGCAUGACGGACCGGGCACUGGUGACAUGGACUCCUCUGGUGCAGGGCCUGAUGACCGAGGAGCAGGUCGACCGUCACCAAGAGACGAAGGUGGGUUUGGACCUCCAUCAAGGGGAGGAAGAGGAAGUUGGGGCCGUGGUGGACUGCCAAACCCAGGUGGCCCUGGUCCCAAUUUGGGCCCAAAUAUCAGGCGAGGGGCUCCACGUGGUGUUAUGAGGGGAGGUCGGGGACGGUAGGAAUGGUCACACCUGCUUUCCCGGGCACAAUGGGGUUAAACCGACUACAGUGAAGACGGGGUAAACAAAAAACCACACAUGGCUAAAAUACCAGCUUCCUUGAGGGUCUGAACAAUUAUGCAGGCUUGGACCGAUGUCUGGAAGCACUUCACUAUUAUCAGCAUGGAACCCUAAUUGGUGGCUAAGGUUUUAGCUUUUUCCCUACAACGUAUUGGACAGAUGGUGGUGGGUACCAGUUAUCCAGGGUCAGAUGUUGUGGCUCAUGAUGCCCCUUGCUAUCUGCUUGGUGUACACAUGGUACAUGGCGUUUAUUCUAACCUUCCCUGCACUGAGCAGCUGAUCUCUUGAACCGUGGCAGCUGAAUUUAUACCAGAACCUGAGUCCCUUCUUUAUUUUCCUUUUUUUUUUUUUUUUUGGCUUCUGAUGUAUGGAAACAAUGUUUUGUGUACCAGUGAAUUCCUCUGUCAGAUUCUGUCAUCCAGCAAAUGCAUGUCAAUCUAGGUGAUGUUGAACUGGAAUCAUCUUGUGGACUGUCUAUUACUAGAGAAAAGUGGACUCUUGAAUGUUCCACUCCCCCCGGGGCUGUUUAUUUAAUUUCAUCUUUAUAUAAAAUAAUGGAUAUAAUCUUUCUGUAAACUUACCAGGCUACUUUGAGUGACAAAGUUGCAGACUUUGUUUCUGUGUGUACAGUUUGUCAAAAAAUGUGUCAUAGUUUUGUAUGAAACGAUAAUAGACUGUGCAAAAUUUAUGUAAAAACUCUCUGCUCUUGUCAUUUCUUUUUCACCCACUCCUUAGUUGUGUUUCUGAUACUGACACUCUUGAAGGCAGCAGUCCUGAUUCUGGAGAUCUGUCUUUCUUUUAUGCAUUCCUGUAGAAGUGUGGUCACACAAGCCCAAGAUUCUCUAUUGGUCAUUGUGGUCUCAUUGUGAAUUCACAGACAGUUCACAACAUUUUUUUUCAAUACAUUGGAACUGAAUACUAUACAUUUAACUUGCUUUUCCAGUCUCCCACAAUUGCAUGUAUAUGACUGGUGCGUCAGUGGAGUGAAAAGUCAACCGUGAUGGCCCUUUAGUUCCAACCCUGCUUUAUAUAUAUGUAUAUAUAUAUUCAAGAAUGUUGUUUACAGUUUGAUUUAAACUUGACAGCAAGUUAGAUCAUCGGUAGAACAUAGAAGCCAUGAUUUGAACACUCUUGACCAGAUUUUACAUAAAACGACAAUUUAUCUGUGAA